Molecule: messenger RNA, 11318 nt
Organism: Haliotis rufescens (red abalone)
Lineage: Eukaryota; Metazoa; Mollusca; Gastropoda; Lepetellida; Haliotidae
Product: protein mono-ADP-ribosyltransferase PARP14-like
Exons: 20
Coding region: 202-8469 (2755 amino acids)
Biological process (GO): negative regulation of gene expression
Cellular component (GO): nucleus; cytoplasm
Molecular function (GO): RNA binding; transcription corepressor activity; NAD+ poly-ADP-ribosyltransferase activity
Source: RefSeq, a predicted model, not a curated record
GUCACUUUCGAUUCCAGGAGCUGAACGAUAUGUUAUCAUAUUCACAGACGUUGGAGGGGCGUUAGCGCACCGUUUUACCAUUUCUUGUGUCAAUUCCCAUAUAUUUCUACACCCUGGAUUCUCAGGAAGAGAGAUGAGAAAAUGCAUCUGGUGUGAGGUAACGACGUGGCAAUUGCAAAAUCGAGCCCAGGGUUGUUGAAAAUGGAUUGUUCUGAAGAAUAUGUGGAUGCAAGAUCAUCCCCUGACACGAGUGAACAGGAUUCACCUGUUCUUCACAGGAAACAAGAAACGCCAAGUCAAGAUACGAAAGAACAGGACUGUCAGAAUAGCCUCGAAAGGCAACCCGAUCCUGCCAAACGAAAUGAUAGCCAGCCUCCUCAUACACGAACUGAUGUUCAAACUGAUGACCGAACAGAGAGUGUAGGAUCAGAAAUUAAUACCACUCUGUCUUCCUCUGAUGUGGCAAGCAGGGACAAACAGGAUGAAGGUAAUCUCAAUGAUCCUGCUGAUAGCAAACAGAAGAAUUUAGUUUCACAGAAUCAUAAGGUUGAAGAAGAACAUGAACGUGAAGCCGCAUCGUUCCAUAGAAACAGUGGGAAAGGAUCUCCUCUGUUGGAUACAAAUAGUGAAGAUGCUUCCCUUCGCAGUUGGGUCAAUAUCAGCAGUGCUACUAUGUCACCUGACAGCAUGUAUAGAGGUGCUUUUCAAGAUAUGGAUAGAAACGAAGUUACAUCCUUUGACAACAGCAGUGAACAUGUUUCCCCAGCUAUGAAUGCCAACAAAGAAGUGCCAAGCCAUCAGAGGGCCACAGAUGCCCAUAGUGACGACGGACCAGAUAGUUCACCUAACCACAAUGACAAUGAUGAUGAUCAGCAUGGACCCUCGAAUGCAAUGGUCAGUUCUAAGAGAGAGACGGACACAGACGCCUAUACAGAUGAACGAGAGAGUUCCCACAAGCAUGAUGACAAUGAUGAUGAUCUAUACGGACCUUUGAAUCCUCUGGCCAAUCCUGAAGGAGAGACGGACAAAGACUCCCAUACGAUUCAACCAGAUAGGUCCCACAAGCAUGAUGACAAAGACGAUGACAAAGACGAUGAUCUGUUUGGACCUCUGAAUGAUGACAAUGGUGAUGCUUUGAAUGGGGCUGCAAGUCCACUGCCUAGUCCUGAGAGUGGGACAGGCACAGAUGACCUUGAAAACGACCCAAAUACUUCCCUCAAGCAUGAUAACAAUGAAGAUGAUCAGCAUAGACCUUCGAAUCCACUUCAGCAUCUCCCAGGUAAUGAAAACGAAUGUGUCACUCAAGGUGUGGAAAAUGAAAACUUCGGAGCUGUCACCAAACCUGAAAACGAUACAACUCCACCCAAUCAAACUGUCGAACACACCUAUCCUGGCCGUGAUCCUAUUAGUGACAACUUGGAAGUUGACGGAAGUUGUAGGCACGGCUCAGAGCAGCAGCAUUACUCUUCUGAAACAACUACUGGUCAAAUCAAUGUUAAUAUAAUCAAUACUCGUAGAGAAAACACAGACGUAAGCUUUGCUCAUGUAGAGGAUAAAAGCGACUACAGCGAGAUCCUUCCUAAUGAUGCACCUGCUAGGCAUGAAGUCGUAGACGUGUAUCAUGGGCAGACCAUGGGUAUUCAGGGUGGGUAUACUGUUGAUGAAGGCACACGGCACCGGAAGGAAAUUCAUCAACCCGGAGAAACAGAAACUUCUGAUGACAAUGCAUAUCAUGGAAGAACUGUCUACCCUGAGUCGCUUCCACAGAUGUCCGCCACAGGACCUACUGACCAGACUGAUGCUGAAAGUUCUGUGCAUGAACAGCAGAAUGUAGGACUUGAGUCACCACCCCAGAAUGUACAUGGAAACCAAGGAAACGAAAAGGAAGAAUGGCAUAUGGCUCAAGAAGAAUUACCUGAACAGACACAAGCACACAUGUCCACGGUACAGGGCGAACAAAUGCCACAUGAUGUUACUCAGCAUGAACAGGGAAAUCUACACUUUGACGGACCUGGAGGUGUGCCACUUGGAUUUCCACAAAACCCUGAAUGCAUUUCACAGCAGCAACGAGGGUAUGGAUUCCAGAAUGCCCCUGUGACUAGUCCUCAUCAACAAAUCAAUACUGGUGCAGUACCCUCUGACCUACAAGGGCAGUUCCACCAUGGGAACAGACCUCCACAGUAUUACCAAGGACAUAUUCACCAUCAGUCCGGUUUCCCGCCAGCAGGAAAUAUUUAUAGCUAUCCUGAUGUGUAUUCACACCUGCAGGGACCUCAGAACAUAGCACAUGCUGGAUAUGGAACAGAAGGGUUUCCUGGACCACAUGGAAAACAUCACAUGGAGUAUCCAGGUCCAAGGUUUCCUCAAAUGCAAAACCCACCGCAUGGGUAUCAUCCCCAGACAAGGCAUCAACAUCCUAGACCAAGUUUGAUUAUAGACCCAAAUACAGGAUAUCCUACAAAUGCACCCCCGCCAUAUCGGGCUCCUAGUCAAGCUGAUUGGGGACAGCAGUUCUAUGGCCAACCACCUUCUCAUCCUCCCCCUCCCCAGCAGACAUAUGAUCAACAACAACAGCAUCAACAACAUUACAGACAACAACAGUUCCAACAACAGCACCAUCAACACCAGUCUUUUAGUACCCAACAACAUCACAUGCCCCCUGGUUCCGCUGCUGAACAAGAGGACUGUAUGAAUCAAGACACAGAUUACAAGAGGGAGAAAGAGCCACUCCAGACCAUCCUUGUUGAAGGAAUUACCCCAGAUCUGACAGAAGAUGUCCUUGAGAUGUACUUCGAAAAUAAGAAGCGAUCUGGUGGAGGUGACAUACAGGGAAAGAUGAAGAUGGACAAGGCGAAGAAAGCGGCUUACAUCACUUACGAGAGUGAAGAAGUUGCCAGGCGAGUGGCCGAGAAGGAGGAACACAAAUGCAGCUGCCACGUUUUGAAGGUGUCUCUGUACGACCCUGUCGAGAGUCCUUCUUCUGAGCUGGAUACCAACACAAUCGCUGUGACAGGGUUCCCGUCAACCAUGACUCUAGACACUCUGGAGAUGUACUUUGAAAACAAGCGUCAUUCGCGUGGAGGGAAUAUCCUUGAAGCAUCGUUUUCACAGAAGAAGGAUGUGUUGUACAUUAAGUUUGAAAAGGAAGGAGCUGCCAAGGAUGUUGUUGCAAAGACGGACCACACGUUCGAAAGUCACCCUCUGACUGUAACACUCCAUCGGCCAAAGGCAGGACAAACCUCGUCCCCGAAGGCUAUUGCAAUCACAGGGUUUGGAGCAAAACCUGAUGAUGAUACGCUACAGAUGUACUUCGAAUCCAAGAAAAAGUCUGGUGGCGGAGAGUUUGAAAAGUACCAGAGAGAAAAAGGGGUCAUAUACAUUACAUUCGAAGAGGAAGCAGUGGCAGAUCGAGUUUUGGAAAAGCGUGAACAUACUGUUGGAGGCGUGACAUUGACAGUUGUGAAGGCAGGGAUGGAGGAACUAGAUGACAAAUGCGAUGCAGACAAUAACGACGAGGAGCCCGCGACCACUAUUGAGAUACGAGGCUACGACAAAGCAGCCUCUAACGACUCCAUCGCAUUGUACUUUGAGAACAAGCGGAAAUCAGGCGGAGGACCUACAAUUGAUCUGAAACGAAAUGACAAGAAAGGGGUCAUUUAUAUAACGUUUGAGACUGAAGAAGUUGCUGAGAGGGUAGUCAGCAAAGAACACAAACAGUCUGGCAGACUGCUGCAGGUAAAGCUGGCCAUACCCCAAGUUAUGUACAAGGACAAAGUACUACUCACAGGGGUGCCACCCAUGGAGAGUUAUGAAACACUGAGCCUUUACCUCGAGGCAAAGACAGAGCUUGAGGUGCAGCAGCUCCUGUAUGGGGAAGAAGAUGGAGAUGUACUGGUUACAUUCUCAGAAGAUAUCAAAGAUUUUGAGUUGAUGAAAGAAAAAAUGAAGGACAAACCUUUUAAACAAGGAGGAAAGGAAGUUACCUUCAACAUUGACAAGGUACCUGAGACAAGCAGUAUCACAGUAUGGGACAUCCCAGAGGAGAUAACAGAGGAUCAACUCAGGCUGUACUUCGAGAACACCAGGCGAAGUGGUGGGGCUGAUGUGGAAGAUGUCAUCAGUAACAGCCAACAGAGAUAUGCAGUCAUCAAGUUCCAGGAUGCAAAAGUUGCCGAGAGUGUGUACAAACGAAAACACAAGCUGCAAAAGCUCCCAGUUGAAGUUAGUCUUAAUUUUGAGUGUCUUGGGGAGUCUGGAGGGACCUUGGAAAUGCCCUGUUCAAAAUUGCCAGACGCCUUCACAGUUUGUGAUUUGGAGGAAUAUAAAUUGAGACAUCUUGUGGAAAACAAUGUUGCAAAUGUCUCUGUUAAAGAGAUUAUGGCGAACGUCAAUACAGAUAUUGACAUGAACGUAAUGGACAGGAAUGCAACCUUCACGCCUAAUUUUUCACUGAAUACACCAGAUGCAAGAUCAAUAUGUAAAACAUGGAGAAAACAAGUAGAGGCUACGUUCACAGCAGAACUGGAUUCAGUCAAAGUACAGACGGUUUCUGUCAGUAGCGAUAUAUGGACUGAAGUCCAAUCAAAACUGAAAGAGUUACCACAACAUUUACCACAUGAGAUACAGCUGUUUUCAGACAAGGGACGAGUCGUUGUCAUUACAGGUCCGGAGGAAAAGCUACCCAACAUUUGUAGUGAGAUACAAGAGACCAUUGACGGCAUGCAGACAAUGUAUGAUAGGAAGAAGAAUGAAAUUGAAGACAAAAUAUCCACAAAACCACCAAAGCUUAGGCUUUUACUUUUACAAGGAAUACUGCAAAGUGUACAUGCUGAAGGUUUGUGUGUGGACGUGGAUAUAGAUAAAGGGGAGCUAGUUUUCACUGGUCAAAAGGAUGAUGUCCAAUCUGGCAAGAUGAAAGUUUAUGAGGAGUUGAGUAAAAUACAGCAGCAGACAAUUGUCAGUAAACUCACUCCAAACCAAGUCGAACUAUUACAUCAUGGGACUGUUUCUGAGGUUCUCGUAAAGAAACUGCAGGAUCAGCCAUCUCCUUUGAAGGGGUCUUGGGAACCAGCUAAAGAAGGCGUCAUAGUCUACUAUACCGAAGAAGAUAAGAUUGGAGAUGUUUUGAGGUACAUCAGCACAUCACUAAAAGAAAUCACGUUACAACUUGAUGACGAAAAUCUGCUCCUACUGUCAUCAAAAAAGUUUAAGGAAUUUAUGGCCGAACUUACAAAGGCACACGAGGACAGGAUCAUCAUCACACCAGAAUCUAAGAAACGACAAAUAACUGUAACUGCAGUCAGCAGAGAUUGUGCGUCCGUGGAGUCUGUUCUGCAAAAAUUCAUUCAGGGAAACAGUAUUUACAUUGUGUCAUAUAAAUGUGAUGCAUUCCAACUAAAAUUUAUGAUACUCCAUUGCGAGGAUGAACUUGACGCAAUAGAGCAACAACUAGAGCAGUUUUGUGUCAACUUUGAAAGACGAAACAACGAUCCUGAUUUUGCUUUGACUUUGAAAUCCACAAAAGCUGGUCAGCCACAUGCCAUUAAGCUAAUAGACUGCAUCACUAAAAGAAUCACAACACACACACAAGUUAUGUCACGUCCUGGAUUGAAAGCCUACUUAGAAAGCGCCACCUCUGUCUUGCAAAGGGUUGAACGCGAUACAAGAUGUGUCAUCUCACUGAAGGAAAGCAUCAAUGACAAUGCAGAAGAUCUGAGUGAAGAUGAUACAUCAAUGGCAUACGAUGUUGCCUUUGUUUGUUAUCAUAAAAACGAAGGGCAACUGCAAAUUGCCCUGGGAGAUUUAGUGGCCAUACUCCCAGACGUGGACGUAGUUGUGGUCGAGGUCACUCCUGGACUAAACAGUGACUCAGAGCAGGCCUGGGAAGUGAUCAGUAGAGCUGGAGAUGGAGCAGUUUCAGAGGUUCGAGGGCUGUCAGGUCAGAUUGCAGAAGGGGAUGUUGUCAGCAGUUCAGCAGGAGCUCUGAGUUGCAGAAUGAUAAUCUAUGCCGUUGGACCCACGGGUAAAAACAACCCCGAGGAGGUUAUCAAGACUUUAGUUACCAAAAGUUUGAAACUUGUUGCCAAGAAGAACAUGAGAUCACUGGCACUCCCCGCCUUUAAUACCCAACUGGUCUCAUCUUAUCUUUGUUCUGAGGACGCCAUGAAGGCUGUGGUUGAAGCUGUGUAUGAGUUCUUCAAUGACAACCCACAGGGCAGCUUGAAAAAUGUCUACCUCUGCACAGAAGACGAGCAACAGUGUGCGCCCGUAUGGAACAUUGCAAUAGAUGCCUUUGGUGAGGGGAAUGUGAAGGGCACAGAUGGGGGAAUGGAGGCAACAGAUUCCCUUCAUGGAGGUCGACGACGUGGAAUGGGCCACAGAAGGUCAAAUGCAAGUAAUCGCUAUGAAAGUGACACAAUCCAAGAGGAUGACUUUGAGGAAGCGUCCGGGGGCCUAGAGGAAGAAUCUCGCUCCCCUCCUAACAGGAUGAAGCCUAGGAUUCUCCUGGUGAAAGCUGACAUGGGAGUAGAAGAGGCAGAUGUGAUCGUCAACUCAAGCAACACUCAUCUUGAUCUUGGCCAAGGUCAAGUGUCUAAGUCACUGUUGAAGCAUGCUGGCAAGGCAAUACAGAUCGAAUGUAAGGAGAAGUACCCACAAGGUGUCAACAUGGGAGGAAUUGCUGUCACUAAGGGAGGUGAUAUGCAAUGCGUGGAACAAAUAUACCACUGCAUUCUGCCACAGUGGAAUGCCAAUACUGGCAAAAAGACCUUUACGGAUACUCUCAAUGCACUCCUCACGAAGACACAUCAGUCCAAAUGGAAGACAAUGGCCAUUCCUGCGUUAGGAACAGGCAACCUGGGAUACUCCAGAGACCUCGUUGCUAAACUGAUGUAUGACACUGUAGUCCAGUUUGGGAAGGAUAAUCCAGACACGACCAUCAAUGAUGUGCUGUUUAUUGUCUACCCGGGAGACGCGAAGACAAUUCAGGCAUUUGAAGCUGAACACAGAAAAUACAUUGCGCUCACUGGAGGUAAACUUGCGUCAUCCCAGAAAGAAAUCGAUGACCAGAGAAUGGACGAACUUGAAGCCUACAGGGAUCAGCUGAAGUCAGACAAAGCAAAACGAGACAAAGGGGCCUCAAUGUCGUCUGUUUUUAAAGCAGCUGUUGGCAGCCUUUUCAAUAGAAAGGAAAAGAAAAGUGAUAAAGCCUUAUCGACACCUGUUCAGACCCCUCGACCUUCUGCUCCAAGCCCCAAACAACCUUCUGCUCCAAGCCCCAAACAACCUUCUGCAACACGAACAGUUGCAUCAGAUGUUAAGGUGUGGAUUUACACUGACGAUGACGCCAAUGUGACGAAAGCAGUUGCCAUGAUUUACAAAGACUGGGAUAGCAAAGCAGACAGACAUACUAUAGACAAAGAUGAGUCCAUUAAAGUGUGGUCCCCAGAGGAGAUCAAUGAUCUCAAAAAGAUUGAACAGGAGUGUGGUGUUUCUAUCACUGCAAACAAAGCCUUAGGACGUAUCAUUCUGUAUGGGUUAAAGCGCAAUGUUACUGAUGCAAGUGGAAAGGUUUACCAGAUGAUUCGAGAGUUGGAGAGGAAGCAUAAGGAUGAGGAAUAUGCGGAUGAACUGCAAAGAGUUGUGCAGUGGUCAUUUGUAGAGCUUACGGAAGAGGGAGAAGACAAAGUUGUUGACUACGAUAAGAAAGUUAAUGUAAUGUUAGAAAAAGCUUACACCAAACAACAAAAGACGAAGUUGGAGUAUGAGGGAUAUACCUUUGAUUUCACCAAAUGGGUAGAGUAUCCUUCAGAGGAUGCGACUGACACAGUGACAAUGAUUCGCCGAGAUAAAGUUUCAGGAGCGUCAGCCCACUUCCCCAGCACAUGGGUUGGCACGAACUCCACAGAUGAUGUAAAGAUUCUUCAGGUACCAAAUGGGAAUCAGGAAUUUACCAGGGUAAACCAGACGUUUACAGACGCAGUUGGAAAUAUGCCUGUCCAGAUUCGAAGGAUCGACAGAGUGCAAAGCAAGACCCUCUACCAACAGUAUCAAGCCAAGAAACAACAGUUGGAAAAGCAGAACCCUGGAACAACGGUAGAAAGGACGCUGUGGCAUGGAACUCCACAGGGGGCAACCAUGAGCAUCAUGACGUAUGGCUUCAACAGGAGCUACUGCGAUAAAGACAGUAAUGCCCUUGGGGAAGGAGCUUACUUCACCUCUGAUGCCGCCUAUGCUUCUAGAGACCGCUAUGCCCCGACCGAUGGUCAGGGCAACCGACACAUGUUCCUCUGUAAAGUACUCACAGGAUCAUACACCCAGGGCCAACCUCAAAUACGAACACCACCACAAAAGGACCCUGCUAAGCAAGAACUGUACGACAGUGUUGUAGACGAUCCAGCGAAUCCAAAGAUCUUUGUCGUAUUCAGUGAUACGCAGGCAUACCCUGAGUAUCUUAUUUCAUUCCAGUAACAAUGUGAACAUGAGUUGAGGAACUGAUUUGGCAUGUCAGUAGAAAAAUGGGUAUUUACCGGCGUGAAUCUUGUUAUUUUGAACUUGCAAUAGUAAUUCUGGAUCAAUAUCAUCCUUUCCUAAUUGUUUCGUCAGUACUCAAUGAGAGUCAUUUCACUAUUGUGUAUGUCCCAAUUUUAGCGCUAGCCUCUCUCAGCAACUAGCACUUGUAAAUAAUUUAUUGAAUAAUGCAACUUUUGCUUUUAAUUUUUAAGUAAGUGUAUAAUUAUAGCAGUGUUAGUGGCUUGUAUAUUUUGAACUGGUAAGUACUUUCACAUUUGGUUAUGGUAAACAUGAUUUGCUUGCUUUUGAACCCCAUGCUAAAUGUCUGAAAACAUUCACUACAUUUGGCCAUAAUACCCUGUGAAGAAAGAUUCAUGUUAGUGGUAAUGCACCAGAAAGGUUUAUAACUGUAUGAAAACUAGCUCAUUUAAGAUGAUGACAUUUUGACUGUGAUAAGAAAGAAUAUGUAGCGUUAGAAGGUAACUUGGUUUAGGGAAAGUUAUACCAUUCCCUGUUAGCUGUCCAUAUCAUGUAAACAUUAAUAGGUUAAUCAUUAAAGAGAUUGCUUUAGUUACUUCUACACAUCUGAAGCGUGUGCACCCUAACCCUAACCCCUCACUUUUGAAUGCAAAUUGCGUGAGUGCCUGGAUGCUAACAUUUGGGAAGGACAUGCUUUCCCUUUCAGCGAACACCUGAUGCCAUCACUGAUGUUCAGUGAUCAAAUCUUGCCUUCCCAGUGUUCACGUUAUAUAUAUAGUUCUGUCUUCAUGGCCCAGAUAUUUGCUUAAUAACAGUUAAUAAAUAAAUCAUAACAAGAUCUUUACUAUCUACUUCCACCAUAGAAUGCUAUCAUUUUUCGCAUGUUUGUAAUGUUUUAUUCAUGUAUGGGAGGCCACAGGCCCAUGUACAUUUCAGCUGUAUAAAUACAAGAACACACAGUUGAGGCAAUUACAUUAAAACCAAUACCUAGGUUCCUCAUAUGAAAGCUCUACUAAUUCGUUGCUAAUUCCUGAUUCAUAAGCAGGUGUAUAUGAACCACAAUCAACUUGUGAUGUUAUAUUGACCCCGGCUUGGUAUUUUAUUUUUUACAGAAUUUUACAGAAGUUUUACUGGAGUCGAAACCCAUGUUGCGAAGUAAUAAUUUCCGUAUUGCAUCAAUAUAAUAUAUUUUUUGAUUACUAUGUUUGACAUGGGGGAUGAUGUUUAGUGAGUUUAAUGUAAUGGUAAUAUACUAUAAUAUUCAAUAAAGUUCCAUUGUAUAAGCACAAGAAUAAAAAGGAAAAAUGACCGAUCUUCUUUUUCUGUUCUUCAGUUGCUCACACUACUAAGGGGCGCAACUCUGCUCAGCACCCAAGACGACUGGGUCGAUCGUGCCCCUCGCGGAUAAAGUAUUUUGUUCGUUUGUUUGUUGUUUAACGCCACACUAAGCAAUAUUCCAGCUAUGUGACGGCAGUAUUAAAAUACCUCAAAUACGAACACCACCACAAAAGGACCCUGCUAAGAGAGUCAUUUCACUAUUGUGGAUGUCUUAAUUUUAGCGCUAGCCUCUCUCAGCAACUAGCACUUGUAAAUGAUUCCUUGAAUGAUGCAACUUGUGUUUUUCAUAUCUCUUACAGUAGUAAGUGUAUAAUUAUAUCAGUGUUUGUGGCUUGUAUAUUUUGAAAUGGUUAGUACUUUCACAUUUGGUAACAGUAAACACGAUUUGCUUGCUUUUGAAUUCCAUGCGAAAUGUCUGAAAACAUUCAAUACAUUUGGCCAUAAUACCCUGUGAAGAAAGAUUCAAAUGACUGGUAAUGCACCAGAAAGGUUUAGAAUUGUAUGAAAACUAGCUCAUUCAAGAUGAUGGAAUUUUGACUGUGAUAAGAAAGAAUAUGUAGCGUUAGAAGGUAACUUGGUUUAGGUAAAAGGUAUGCCAUUACCUGUUAGCUGUCCAUAUCAUGUAAACAUUAAUAGAUUAAUGCUUCAACAGAUUGCUUUAGUUACUUCUACACUUCUGAAGCUUGUACACCCUAACCCUAACCCCUCACUUUUGUAUGAAAAUUGCGUGAGUGCCUGGAUGCUACCAGCAGGGAAGGACAUGCUUUCCCUUUCAGCGAACACCUGAUGCCAUCACUGCUGUUCUGUGAUCCAAUCUUGCCUUCCCAGUGUUCACGUUAUAUAUAUAGUUCUGUCUUCAUGGCCCAUGUAUUUGCUUAAUAACAGUUCAUAAAUAAAUCAUAACAAGAUAUUCAAUAUCUACUUCCACCAUAGAAUGCUAUUCAUUUUUCGGAUGUUUGUAAUGUUUUAUUCAUGUAUGGGAGGCCACAGGCCCAUGUAUAUUUCAGCUGUUUUAAUACAAGAACACACAGUUGAGGCAAUUACAUUAAAACCAGUACCUAGGUUCCUCAUAUGAAAGCUCUUCUAAUUCAUUGCCAAUUCCUAAAUUCAUAGGCAUGUGCAUAUGAACCACUAUCAAGUUGUGAUGACACUAGGUGUUCGCGAAAUGGUGAGCAAGAGUUGGUAUUUUAACCAUCCAUGGGCAGAUGAUUACAUACACGAGAUGGUCUCUUAUUCCAUUGUAAAGAAAAGCAAUGUAGAAAUGACGGUAUGACAGUCUCGAAUGACUUUACAGAAUUUUACAGAAGUUUUACUGGAGUCGAAACCCAUGUUGUGAAGUAAGACUUCCCGUGUUGCAUCAAUAUAAUAUAUUUUUGAUUACUAUGUUUGACAUGAGGAUGAUGUUUAGUGAGUUUAAUGUGAUUGUGAUAUACUAUAAUAUUCAAUAAAGCUCUGUUACAUAAGCACAGGAAUAAAAAGGAAAAAUGACC